Molecule: messenger RNA, 1893 nt
Organism: Sclerotinia borealis F-4128
Lineage: Eukaryota; Fungi; Ascomycota; Leotiomycetes; Helotiales; Sclerotiniaceae
Source: the annotation of a GenBank genome assembly
AUGAACACACCAACUCAAUCCUCCCUCAACCAAAAACCACCCGCUCCACACUCAUCAAACCCUCCCUCCAAACCCCCCUCUACCUCUCCACCCACAACCACACCUAAAACCACAUCCCUCACCACCCCAACCACCCUCCCCCCCCUCUCCCCGGGCAUCCUCCUCUUCAGCUCCCCCGACCCCCUCGUCCCCCUCGAACUACGCCUCGCCUCCCUCCCCUCCUGCCCCUGCACCGCUAUCGUAACCCCCAUCUCGCAAUCACUCUCCAAAUAUCCACUCACCCAUCCUCACAACACUAGUACCUGUAUACCUAACUCUCCUUUGUCUGCGCAUGCGUCGCAUAAGUCGUAUAUGGCGCAGAUAUCUUUACCCGGGUUGAUUGAUCAUUUGGCUGGAGAGGAACUUGUGAGGUGGAGGGAGAGGAAUUGGGGAGAGGGAUUGAAUGCGGGGGAUGCGAGGGUGGCGGGGAGUUUUGGGGUAGGUGGUGGGGAUGGGGGGAAUGGGAAAGGAGAUAAAAAUAAAGAUGAAGGAAGACCAAGAUAUAUAAUCCAUACCCACGCCCCGAAUUUUACGGAUAAAUCAUAUAGUACGCCGUUAGUCAAACAGCUGUUGGUUAACUGUUAUCAUGGGGCAUUGAUAGCGGCAAUGGGGAUUGCGGAGAGGGAAGAGAGGGAGAGGGAUGAAUUGGGGAGCGAGAGGGAGAAGGAGAAGGAGGAAGAGGAAGAGGGAGGUGCUGAAUCUGAGAGCAUAGGGGAAGUUGAAGCUGAAGGUGAAGUGGGAUUGGGAUUGGGAUUUGGAUCGGAUGUAGUGAUGGAAGAUGUGGAAGAUGUGGAUGGGGUCGGUGAUGUGAUAAUGACGGGUAUGGAUGGAGUGGGUGAGGUAGGUGGGAUAGGUGGGAUAGGCAGUGUAGGAAACCUUCGAAAUAUCGGCGGCGUCAGCAAAUCCGGUAGUUUCAGCAGUCCAGCCAGCCUAGGCAGUCCUUCUCUCCCCGCUCUCCCAUCCCUCCCAUCCCUCCCACCUCUUUCUUCUCCCUCUCUCCCACCCCCCACUACACCCCCCUCCCCCAACCCCGCCAUAACCCUCGCUCUCCCCUCCCUCUCCACAGGCCGCAAAUCCUUCCCCCCGCGCCUCGCCGCCCGCAUCGCCGUAAGCACAGUGCGCAAUUUCCUGCGUCAUCCAAUAUUCGGUGCUCGGCGUCGCAAAUAUAUUAAGAGGGUUGUGUUUUGUGUGUGGCCGAUUGAUAGCCCGAAUCGGAAGGCGUUGCAGGUUGCGCUUGGGAGGGGGUUUCCUCCGCGUAAGGUGGUGGAUGGGGUUGGGUCUGGAUCUGGGACUGGGACUGGGGUGUGGUUGGUGGGGGAUGUGGUGGAGAGGGAGGGGGAGAAGGAUAGAGAUGGGAAUGGGGAGGGGGUGAAAGAAGAUGGGGAGGGAGAUAAAGAUAAAGGAGGAGAUGAAAAGAGCGAUGUGGAAGGGAACGGAGAGAUCGUUGACUCCAUACCAGGAACUGUAAUCACACCACCAAGAACAGAACAUCCGUCUGAAAUUAUUCCCAUUUCGCCUGUACCAGAGAUCAUGGAGUCGGAAGAAAUAAAUAUUGAUAUCCAAAAAGCGGAUAACGAUAUAUCAAAAACAGAGGUUACAGAGGUUACAAAAGAUCAUAAUCACAACAAGGUAACCGAAAAAUCUACCCAUAUCACAACUGGGGUAGUUAAAGGGAAAGUAGUGAAAGAGAAAGGAAAGAAAGAGAAAGUAAGGAAGGAAAGUUAUAGACAGAUGAAGAGGAAACAGGGGUUGAGGUUGGCGGCUGCUAAUCGGGCGAGGAGGGAGAAGAGGGAGGGAAAGGGAAAGGGAAAGGGGUGUGGAGAUGGAGAUGGAGAUGGAGAUGGUGUGGCAUGA